UCUGGUCUGCAUGCCUUUUCCGCCACUGUGGAUACUGCACUCACGGAGAGAAAGAAAGGCAUAUAACUGAACUAAAACACAGCCAGGAGUGUCAGUCUCUUCUUGUGUUGAUAUGGAUGAUCAGGAAAACGAUUAUGACCUGACACUCAUAGAGCUACUGCAGCAGAGCGCAUGGAUAAUGUGUAAAUAACUGCAAACGUCUGUGUGGCCGACUUUGUACAAGGUCGGAAAAGCUCCCAGAUGGUGGCUUGCCAAACUCACUGCCUCGCUCUGGGUGCUGGCAAUACGGAGAGAAAAUCAGAGAGUCAGUGUGUGAGAUAAAGAUGUUGCCACAUGGGUCCCUCCUGCUGUUGCUAUGCGUGCUCCAGCUACUCUCACCCUCCUCGGCCCUGCCCUUCGAGCAGAAAGGCUUCUGGGACUUUGCCUUGGACAGUAUGGACACUGGCGGGAUAAUGACGAUGAUGAGGGACGAAGAAGAAGGCUCAGCCAUAGACGAGCUCCCCCCGACGCACAUGCCCAUGUGCCCCUUCGGCUGCCAGUGUCACCUCAGAGUUGUCCAAUGUUCUGACCUCGGUCUGACUGAGGUGCCAAAGAAUAUUCCUCCGGACACCAAGUUCCUGGACCUGCAGAACAACCGUAUCACUGAGCUUAAAGAGAAUGACUUCAAAGGCCUCACUAACCUAUAUGGUCUGUCUCUGAGGAAUAACCGUAUUUCCAAAGUCCACCCCAGAACGUUCAUCCCUCUGAAGAACAUGCAGAAGCUCUACUUCUCCAAGAAUCUGCUGACAACCAUCCCCAAGAACUUGCCGGCCUCUCUGGUUGAGAUGAGGAUCCACGAGAACCGCAUCCAGCAGGUGCCAGCUGGUGCCUUCUCAGGACUGGGCAGCAUGAACUGCAUAGAGAUGGGAGCAAACCCCAUCCAGAACAGCGGUUUUGAGCCUGGAGCCUUCAAGGGACUGAAACUGAAUUAUUUGCGUAUAUCAGAGGCCAAACUGACUGGGGUGCCCAAAGAUCUCCCAGACAGUCUCAAUGAGCUUCAUCUGGACCACAACCAGAUUCAGGCUGUAGAACUGGAGGACUUGAGCCGCUACAAAAACCUGAUCAGGUUGGGCCUUGGCUUUAACCACAUUCGCAACAUAGAGAACGGCAGUUUGUCCUACCUCCCCAGGCUGAGAGAGCUGCAUCUGGACAACAACCGCCUCAAUAGUGUUCCUAAAGGGCUCCCAGAUAUGAAAUACCUACAGGUGGUGUACCUCCAUUCCAACAACAUCAGCCAGGUGAGUGUGGAUGACUUCUGCCCUCGAGGAUUUGGGAUGAAGAGGACAUUCUAUAAUGGCAUCAGCCUGUUUGCUAACCCUGUCAACUACUGGGAGGUGCAGCCUGCAACGUUCCGCUGUGUCAGCGACCGGCUGGCCAUUCAGUUUGGCAACUACAAAAAGUAGAGACGGGGAGAGAGGGAGAUACUGAAAGAUGGAGAGAGUGAGGGGAAGGGGAUGGAGGAGAGCAGAUAAUUUAAAUAACAAAACUUGAGAGAUGGAGGGAACAGAGUUAAUAUUGAAGAAUUAUUUUCUAUUAUUAUCAUUAUUGGUUUAUUUUUUUGGAGAGAGUGUGAUUGAUGGAGAAGAUGGGAAAGAAACUGACGAAAUAGAGAGACAAAAGAAAAAUAGAAACACAUUCACAGAACCUGAAGGGAGUGGAAAGCAAAGUGCUUCCGGUACUUCAUCUGAGUUUUUGCAUUCUUGUAUUUAAGGGUUUAAAGUUGAAUGUUUUGCCAUUCGGAGUGGAUGAAACAGAGGAGACUGUCUGAGAAGAAUGUUUUUCACCAGCCGAAAUCAAUGAAAAAUGAGUACUGAAAACUUGUGAAGCAUUUCAUUCCAUUUUUUUUUUUUUUUUUUUUUUUACACAAUAGCGCUUAUUGUGACAGAUAUCAUUUUUGUUUAAUUAACAUUUUGGUUAAGAAUAUGAGUAAAAACAAAUAAA
Messenger RNA from Thunnus maccoyii (southern bluefin tuna), 1980 nucleotides. It is a transcript of the gene bgnb, whose product is annotated as biglycan b. The transcript is spliced from 8 exons. NCBI's taxonomy places the organism in Eukaryota, Metazoa, Chordata, Actinopteri, Scombriformes, Scombridae. The record is from RefSeq and is a predicted model, not a curated record. Gene Ontology annotation, molecular function: protein binding. The coding region runs from base 324 to 1442 and encodes 372 amino acids.